Messenger RNA from Gadus macrocephalus (Pacific cod), 3641 nucleotides. It is a transcript of the gene map7d1a, whose product is annotated as MAP7 domain containing 1a. The transcript is spliced from 19 exons. Gene Ontology annotation, cellular component: microtubule cytoskeleton. The coding region runs from base 302 to 2758 and encodes 818 amino acids. Gene Ontology annotation, biological process: microtubule cytoskeleton organization. Lineage: Eukaryota; Metazoa; Chordata; Actinopteri; Gadiformes; Gadidae. The record is from RefSeq and is a predicted model, not a curated record.
UUCUCUGUACGCCGCAGAUCGACAGCUGAGUCCGGGAGUGGAACAUCCACACUCUCCCCUAGUAUCUCACCCCAACUCCCCUUAACAACACACCACAGCCCAGCCCUCCGCUUACUCUCAGCGGUAAACGAACUGCUUCUGGACGGGUUUGGGGGAAAUCUGUGUGCAGGGGUUUUAGACCACCUUGUGUUCCCCUGCAGUAGGGGAGGUCUGAUCUGGUCCACAAGCAGGCAGGACUCUCAACAACUUUCCUCUCCUCUGAUCCCCGAGGAAUGUUCGGGGUGAAAAGACGCAUGUUUGAAUGAACACAAUGGACAGCAACAAGGAUAUAGAGGUUGACAUGGAAGGAAACGGGUUUCCACCUGCGACAUCGCCUGAAGUGAGCCUCGUUCGCCCCGAUCCCGAGGGUGAGAGCUGCCCCGCCCGGUCCGAGUCCCCGUCCCGGAGGCGAGGGCCGUCCUCCAAGGUGGAGGCGCUCCGGCGCUCGGGGGCGCCCACCCCCAAGGCUGACCCCGCCUCCCCCUCCUCCCCCCUCCCCCGGUCCAAGAGAGAUUUAGUAAAGUCCGAUGACAGGCAGUCGCUUGCCAGAGCGCGUCGAGAGGAGAAGGCCAAAUAUCUGGAAGAGCUGGGCCAGAUACAAGCGGUGAAGCAGAGCCACUGGCAGGAGAAGGAGGAGCGAGCCCGCCAGCUGAGGGACCAGCAGCUGGAGGAGAGAAGGAGGCGGCUGGAGGAGCAGCGGCUCCUGGCAGAGAAGAGGCGCUGUGCCCUGGAGGAGAGGCAGCAGCUGAAGCUGGAGAAGAACAAGGAGCGCUACGAGGCGGCCGUCCAGCGCUCGGUGAAGAAGAGCUGGGCUGAGAUCCGGCAGCAGAGGUGGUCGUGGGCCGGAGGACCGGGCCAGAACCCCGGCCACAAGGACAGCGGGCGCUCGGUGUCGACCGUCAACCUGACCAAUCACGCGGACUCUGUCCUCACCAAGCGUCUGUCCAAGAGCUCCGCCACCCUCUGGACCUCCCCCAACAGAAACCGUAGUGUGGCGCUGAGUCCCUGGGAGACCAGCGUGGUGGACCGGCUGAUGACUCCCACCCUGGCCUUCCUGGCCCGCAGUCGCAGUGCCGCCAGCGUCCUGGCCAAUGGGAAGGACUCGCAAUCCCCUCUGUGUCCGCGCUCGGCGUCGGCCAGCCCGCUGGCGCCCUGCUUCCACCGCCAGCUCCACCGGUGCUCCCAGCGCUGGGGCGUGACGGCCAGCUCACCGGACAUCGCCGCGCGGCGACACAGCUCCACGCCGAUGGACAAAAACAAGAAGGAGAAGAGAGACAAGGAGCGAGAGAACGAGAAGGAGAAGAGGGACAAGGAGAGAGAGAACGAGAAGGAGAAGAGCUCUCUGGCCAGAGAGAAGGUGGUGAAGAAGAGACAAUCUAUGCCCAGCAUGCGGAUCAGACCAGACCCCAGCCCCAGUCCGUUGUCGCGACAACGCCCCGACUCCCCUGCCGGCACCCCCAAGGGCAGACCCUCCUCCCCCGCGUCCGCCAGGACCUCCUCCCCCCGGCCCUCCUCCCCCAGGACCUCCUCCCCCAGGACCUCCUCCCCCCGGCCCAGCCCCGGGCGGGCCGGCGCCGGCCGGACCCCCCCCGGCCGGGCCGGCCCCUCCACCCCCAAGCACCGCCCCAGACGGGCCAUGACCCCCGUGCGCAUCGAGCACCGCGCCUCCUCCCCCUCCCCAGCGCCCCUGGGGCGGACCCGGGACCGACAGCCCAACACCCCUGAACCCAGGAGGGGCUCCCCCGUCGUUCCCGCCCUUACGCUGAGACACGCCCCCACGGCCCAAUCGAGUGCUCCCACCCCCAGCCCGGCCUCCCUGCACAGCCAAUCAGCUGCGAGGUCGCCCGGGGGGGGCGACGCGGCGACGUCACCGGCCGGUCGGGCGACCGGGGGGACCACGGACCGCGAGGAGGCGGGGCGUCUGCUGACGGAGCGACGGCGUCAGGCCCGCGAGCGGAGGGAGAAGGAGGAGGAGGAGCGGCGGCGGCGGGAGGAGAGCGACAGGGUGCUGAAUGAGGAGAGACUCGUCAGGGAGGAGGAGGAGAGGAGGAGGCGUGAGGAGGAGGCCAGGGUAGAGGCCGAGGAGCAGGGAAGGAGGGAGGAGACGCAGCGGCUGCAGGAUGAGCAGGAGGCCCAGGAGAGAGCGAAGGUGGAGCAGGAGGAGCAGGAGCUCCUUCUUAGACAGAAGGAGGAGGUGGAGGCAAAGGCAAGGGAGGAGGCGGAGAAGCAGCGCCUGGAGAGGGAGAAACACUUCCAGAAGGAGGAGCAGGAAAGACUGGAGCGGAAGAAGCGUCUGGAGGAGAUCAUGAAGAGAACACGCAAGACUGACCCGAAGGAGAGCAAGCCCUUAAUGAAGCCAGACGACCAGAUGAAACCAGUGGACAGCAACAAAGCGUGCGCAGACUAUCAGCCCCGAUCUGAGAUUCUUCCGACCAAUCACAAGACAGAGAAUGGCCAGAAUGGGCGGGACAGCGGGCCGGGUGGCGACAUGGUGAACGGCCUGACAAACCGUCAGGAGAACGGUCUGUCCGCGAAGGAGGCUCCGCCCCUCUUUGAAGAGAUCAUCCAACUGACCAAUCACGGCAAUAGCACCAACGGAGGGCGGGACAAGCCUCAGAGUGAUGCACUCGCAGAGCCAAUCCUGGCCUUCGAGAGCGAGGAGCCGUUCAUGAAGAAGGCUAGUCCGAUGAAGCCCCAACAUGUGGCAGAGGUGCUGUGAGAGUUUUCCGGGCCCUCAAGACACCACGAAGCCUUCCAUACGGGGAGACUCAUCGCAGGGGCAUCCGGGGGCCCAGACGGCAACACGAGACUCUCUGGCGGUCCUCGGACUGCGAGAGGAGACGCACGCCCUAAAGAACACAAGCUGCACCGCCGCCUCGCCCUGCUGCUGUACAAAACGCACCGUUUGCUCCGAUGCUAGCGCUAAAGCUAGCGAUAGCUGAGGCGCCGUCUUUAACCCUCUACUGUGCAUACCAAACUCUUCAUCCGCCGCUGCAAGCAGACAUGUCACAACACACUGGAGAUAGGCGGGAUUGUGUUUUUACGCUUUUAGUUAUUGAACUCUCGAGAAAAGUUUAACAGUGGGGGGUGCGUUUGUUUUGUGAAUAAUUUAAAUGAUGUAAAAUAUGUGUUCGAAGGAGGAGUCUAGUGUGCGUUAUGGUGUUUACUUUAACCUGAUGGCCAUCUUGUUAUGGCGUGUACGCUACUUUAGGCACUCGUAAUUCUCCACGGAUACAUACAUCCUCAUCUGUACACGACCUAACUUCGUAAUCGGGGCCUCAAAACGGGUCCGAAGAUACAUACUGUAUGUAAAUAUAUAUUUUCACAUUCAAGAUGCUCAAAUCGUGAUGGAUUGUACGUGGAAGCAGACGGCUGCAGACGCCAGGGUUUCGGAGGCCCGGGAACAGCGCGUGGGUUUGGGAGAUGCAAAAAAGGACAAGUUCAGCCUCAUUGUAGACGACCCUCACACUGUCAUCGUUAUCAGGACUAAACAAACAGCAUGUAUAUGUUCCUGUCACUGGCUUCCACGACCUCCUGCUGUAUGUACCCUCAAUUCAAGUGUGCGUCCAUGCUGUGUGAACAUUAAAUGCAGGUGCGUGUGA